AUGGUGUUCAUCGCCAUCCUGGUGCUUGUGGGAAUUGGCUUGAUCCAAGCGUAUGUGCAAGUCCUCGUCGUGGGCGGUACUGGCAACCUAGCGACCAAGUACAUUUGGCCUGCAUUUGAGCACCUGCGCCGUCGUGACGCAUCGGACAAGCCAGCAACUUUGCUUCGAUACUGGGCUGGUGGGGUAAGUGACAAGGCCUUCGGCGAAAGCAUGAUCAAGGGCAUCCCAGAUGCGACAAAGUUGGGUGUUCGAUACGCACGAUUGAGAGACGGUGAGGACUACAAGGCUCUGUCGGUCAACUUCGACUGGGCUGCCCCAGAUAUGACCGGGCUCAUUGUAUACUUGGCCGUCCCACCGCAAUUCUUUGAAACAAUUUGCCAUCACGUCCAUGCUCACCUGCGCCAUCCCGAGUCCUGGAUACGUGUCGUUGUCGAGAAACCGUUUGGCCACGAUCUUUCCAGUGCGCAAUCAUUGGCCAUGUCGUUGCGCGGCAUCUUCAGCGACGACGAGCUCUUUUUGAUGGACCAUUACAUGGGAAAGCGGGGCGUUCACGGCCUUCGCACGUUUUUGACUGCCAACCACGUCGAAUACUCCAAGUGGUGGCCGAAAUUGUCUCACAUCCAAAUCACGAUGCACGAAGCCGACACCGUUGCGACACGAACGGCCUUCUUCGACAACGUCGGCAUUGUGCGGGACGUGAUGGCGAACCACUUGACGCUCUUGUGGGGGCUCGUGGCCCCCCCUCUGGACUCCCCGGCGAACCGCCGCCUCGACUUGGUCCACCAGUUCACCUUUGAUCAGAAGGGCGUGAUCCUUGGUCAGUACGACGGCUAUGCCCAAGAUGUAAGUCUGGAGCUCAAGAAACCAUCGUCCACGACAGCGACGGCGGCGGCUGUGUGUUUUCAGCAUAAAGAUCGACGCCGUCUAUUUGCGUCGUUGACGGCCGGGAAAGGACUCAGUCAGCGCCAAGUCCGCGUGGCGCUGCAGUUUGGAACGACAUGCACGCUGUUGUUUGUUAUACAAGGACCAGAAGGGGAGUACAUUCAACUAUGCGACGCCCUUGUGGCCACGAUGGUCUCUCCAGCCGGAUGGGUUCAAGCAAACAGCAGCGCAUUACCGAUGACACCGCCAAACACUCGUUUUGUUCCACACGUAUCGUUGGAAUCGACGAACGCGUACACAUUUCUCUUGGGCAAAGUGCUGGACGGAGAUACAAGUCAUUUCAUGCACCUCGACGAUAUCCUUGCUGCGUGGAGGUUGUGGCAACCGAUCUUGGAUUACACCGACGCUGCCCAGGAAGGUGACCUGUGGACGUAUCCGCUGGGGGAUGGCUCGUUUCUCGACCUGCAUGGGAUGGAAAUCGGUGCCCAUGAAGAGCUGUGACCUCGCAAACGACCUCGUCAUGGUUGCUUCCAAGGGUGGGAUUCUUUGGAUUUUCAUAACACAAAAAUCGUAAAUAAUGAAAAAUUUCAAUCCA
This is a messenger RNA of Aphanomyces invadans, 1477 nucleotides long. RefSeq lists its product as hypothetical. Gene Ontology annotation, biological process: pentose-phosphate shunt, oxidative branch; glucose metabolic process. The coding region runs from base 1 to 1383 and encodes 460 amino acids. Gene Ontology annotation, cellular component: endoplasmic reticulum. The transcript has 9 exons. The record is from RefSeq and is a predicted model, not a curated record. Gene Ontology annotation, molecular function: glucose-6-phosphate dehydrogenase activity; NADP binding. Lineage: Eukaryota; Oomycota; Saprolegniomycetes; Saprolegniales; Verrucalvaceae.